AUGAGCUGUGAACAGGCGUGGUGGGCCGGCCUCAUUUCCUGUUGUUGUAGUCCGUCAGCCGAGGUGGGGGACGGGGGGCGGGACAAAGGGGGAGGAGGGGUGAGGAGGCGAGGAGGCGAGGAGGGGAGGAGGGGAGGCAGGGGGGGUCGCUCCCUCGAGAUUCCCCCGGCUCGAGGACUUUAUCAGGAGAGACUCUACAGGUCAGGAGAGACCCUACUGGUCAAGAGAGAUUCUACAGGUCAAGAGAGACCCUACAGGUCAAGAGAGACUCUACAGGUCAAGACAGACCCUACAGGUCAAGAGAGACUCUACAGGUCAAGAGAGACCCUACAGAUCAAGAGAGACUCUACAGGUCAAGAGAGACCCUACAGGUCAAGAGAGACUCUACAGGUCAGGAGAGACCCUACAGGUCAGGAGAGACCCUACUGGUCAAGAGAGACUCUACAGGUCAAGAGAGACCCUACAGGUCAAGAGAGACUCUACAGGUCAGGAGAGACUCUACAGGUCAAGAGAGACUCUACAGGUCAGGAGAGACCCUACAGGUCAAGAGAGACCCUACAGGUCAAGAGAGACCCUACAGGUCAAGAGAGACUCUACAGGUCAGGAGAGACCCUACUGGUCAAGAGAGACCCUACAGGUCAAGAGAGACCCUACUGGUCAGGAGAGACUCUACAGGUCAGGAGAGACUCUACAGGUCAGGAGAGACUCUACAGGUCAGGAGAGACUCUACAGGUCAGGAGAGACUCUACAGGUCAAGAGAGACCCUACAGGUCAAGAGAGACCCUACAGGUCAAGAGAGACUCUACAGGUCAGGAGAGACCCUACAGGUCAAGAGAGACUCUACAGGUCAGGAGAGACUCUACAGGUCAAGAGAGACUCUACAGGUCAGGAGAGACCCUACUGGUCAAGAGAGACCCUACAGGUCAAGAGAGACCCUACUGGUCAAGAGAGACUCUACAGGUCAGGAGAGACCCUACUGGUCAAGAGAGACUCUACAGGUCAGGAGAGACCCUACUGGUCAAGAGAGACUCUACAGGUCAAGAGAGACCCUACAGGUCAAGAGAGACUCUACAGGUCAGGAGAGACUCUACAGGUCAAGAGAGACUCUACAGGUCAGGAGAGACCCUACAGGUCAAGAGAGACUCUACAGGUCAGGAGAGACCCUACAGGUCAGGAGAGACCCUACUGGUCAAGAGAGACUCUACAGGUCAAGAGAGACUCUACAGGUCAGGAGAGACCCUACAGGUCAGGAGAGACCCUACUGGUCAAGAGAGACCCUACUGGUCAAGAGAGACUCUACAGGUCAAGAGAGACUCUACAGGUCAGGAGAGACCCUACAGGUCAAGAGAGACUCUACAGGUCAGGAGAGACCCUACAGGUCAGGAGAGACCCUACUGGUCAAGAGAGACUCUACAGGUCAGGAGAGACUCUACAGAUCAAGAGAGACUCUACAGGUCAGGAGAGACCCUACAGGUCAAGAGAGACCCUACAGCUCAAGAGAGACUCUACAGGUCAGGAGAGACUCUACAGGUCAAGAGAGACUCUACAGAUCAGGAGAGACCCUACUGUUCAAGAGAGACUCUACAGGUCAAGAGAGACUCUACAGGUCAGGAGAGACCCUACAGGUCAGGAGAGACUCUACAGGUCAGGAGAGACUCUACAGGUCAGGAGAGACCCUACAGGUCAGGAGAGACUCUACAGGUCAGGAGAGACCCUACAGUUCAGGAGAGACUCUACAGGUCAGGAGAGACCGGGCCCUGGUCGCGGUGA
Molecule: messenger RNA, 1770 nt
Organism: Knipowitschia caucasica
Lineage: Eukaryota; Metazoa; Chordata; Actinopteri; Gobiiformes; Gobiidae
Source: the annotation of a GenBank genome assembly